AGGGUGUCAGCUCGCCCGGCUUGGACUUCAGCAGUUUCCAGCUGCCUGUGCUGGACGAGUCGUUGUUUGGCCGCUCCAGUCAGAACCUGAACGCCCAGGGCUUCAUUGAGUUGGAUGACGACAGUCUACUCUUCAUCGGUCGCUGUGAGGAAGAUCUAGCGGACUGUGCCAGCUCCUCGUCUGUGACCAGUGAGAGCUGCGACAGCUACAGCUUCAGCGGUUGUGGGGAUGUAACCGGCUUCAACGCUGCAGAUCACUUCGCAUCAUUCCCGUUGUCGUUGGCAUCCCCUCUGGGCUCCCCGUCUCGUUCUCCAUACUCGUCGUCUGACGUUAUUGGAGAAGGAGUAGGAGGAGGAGUAGGAGGAGGAGUAGACGGAGCGUCAGGUGACCCUCGACCCAGCAGUCGCUUCGACCCCCGGUUCAGUGGCAGCGGCGGUGAUAUCACCCCUCCCGGCCAGAGGAGUCCUGCCCGGCCGUCGACGGUCCUGCUGAGCCCCGACAGUCCUCUCGGCAAGCGGCCCUUCCCGGACACCGGCAACAGCAGCGGGGGGAGCUGUGGGGGAGGAGCCAGUCCCGCUAAGCGCGGCUCUCCCACGCCCACUUCCUCCAGCGGGGGCCUAAGCCCCGUCACUCCGGACGCGGCUCCGAUAGAAGAGCUCCUCAGGUUUGGCGUGAACUCCUCGGCCUUCCAGCAUGUCGUCGACAACACGGACGACGAAUAUGGUGACGUUCUGAUCACUGACCUGCAAGAUGACGACGACUACGACGACUCAUCAGUGCACGAGAGCUUAAAGGUCAAGCGGUCACUGCUCUUUGACCGCAGCAGCGGCGACAGCGCCAACAUCAGCGAGGCCGAGUCCAAAAUGGGCGACUCGCCUCGGAGUUCGGGCAGCAGUGGUAUCCUUUCUCCUCCUGGUGUUGCGGCCGGUCGUGGUGCAGGUAACGGUGGUGGUGGUGCUGGUGCUGGUGUCGGAGCGGGUGGCUACGUGGUCACGAGCAGUGACGGAGAGUUGGACCCGCCCUCCACCCACAGGGCUCCGCCCCCUGUGAUCGUGGGCGUGGUCAGUAAGAGCGAGGUGAGGGACAUCGGCUACAGUAGCGAGAGUCAGAGCAACGACGAGGUGGACGUGAUGAGGCACCAGAUCGACCUGGAGUACAAGUUCCCGGGGAAGUGCGAAGUGGCCAGCGACGGGCCGUUAGGCGAUAAGGUCACCAUGCCCUCCACUAAAGUGAAGCCGCAGUACUACUACAUGACGCACGUGGAUCUCGACUCCACAGACAGAACGACCGACAACGGGGACACGACAGAUUCCGGCCCGGAGAGGGUCAAAGACGACGUGAAAAGCAGCAGUGAUGGUCAUGGUGGGUACCGUCCUGAGGCAGACAGAUUUGAGGCAGCCGUGAAGGAGGUGUACUCGGAACUGAAAGAUGAUGACAAUGGUUCCUGUUUCCCUGGACAGAUGUCUUCUCGUGGUCACAGUGGGAGUAACUGUGAAGGAGGGAGUGCGGCAGUGGUCUCAUCAUCAUCAUCAUCAUCAUCAUCAUCGGCCGUUCGGGGUCACUUCGGGGUCAGCGAGUUGGUUGCCACGGGGAAAUCCUCAGCGUCUUCCGCCACUGUCAGCCCGUUGUAUAUCCCCGAUGACGACGACACAGAGGACGUGACGAUGCUGGCGAUCAAGCCCUUGCACGAGCUGCUCGACAUCUCUGAGUCCGACAGCGCUCCUGAGUCCAAGGAGAAGAAAUCCAUCCGCUACCUCAUCGAGCACGCUGAGGAUUUGGUGAAGCCUCCCAGCCCAACCAAGACUACAUUUUCCGCUCCGUCCUCUCCAAGCAAGCAUCUUCAGAGCCCAAUAGUAGUGCAGCAGCAGCAGCAGCAUCAACAGCACCAGCUGUCCCCCUCCAAACAGACUCAGACCGACUCGUGCAGCGCCGUGGAGAGCUCGUGCGACGCGAGCGGCGAAGACAACUCGGAUCACGAGGCGGCUGCAGCGGCAGCGGCCAACGCCAGCGGCAGCGGCGGCACCAGAGACGAGUUCUCCACCGCCACAGACGACGCGGACGAGACGCUCAUCGGCAGCGUGAUCAACCUGGACUCGGCCACAGAGUCGGCGCGCAACACCAGCACGGACGACAUCAUCAGCACCACGUGCUCCGGCGUCCCGCGCUCCCCGCGCUCUAUCCCGCACACACUCGUCGACUCGCCGCGGCUCCGGAAGCAGACGGGAGAGAGCUCCUCCUCGCGCCGCCGCGGCAAGGACCGGCCCUGGAGCGUGGUCGGCCUCCAGGACUUUAGCAGCAACUCCAGGGGCAGCGGCCACGGUGACAAAAUGGGUGGAGCCACCACCAUGGACGCUGUCGAUUCGGUCGCUCACCACAACCACCACCAUAAUUAUCAUCAUCACGUGGCCUCCUCCGAAAGUGCAAUUGACCACAUCUUCCAGCGCUGCCAGACAGACACCGAUUCCUCCUCUUCCAACGCCGCUUCGCCCAUGAUGGCGGCCUCAUCGUUUUUCUUCUCGCCCUCCUCUCAUUCAUCCACAUUCCCCCGCGAAAGUCACCAGCACAACCACCACCCCCGCCGGGGCUUCCGCCGUGCCUUAUCCUCCACGGAACACCAGUCUCCCCCCUCCCCCUCCACAAAAGUUCAUCACUCGCACGCCUCCUCCUCGACUCGACGCAAACUCAAAUACUCGAGCGAGGUCGCUCCUGCAGCCGCGGACAGAAUGACACUUGAGAACGGUCUCGUUUCUGAUAACGGCGGAGGUCCUCUAGCCACAUCGGAGACGCCUGUCCCCUCCUCAUCCCUCCUCUGCUCUCACAGCAAGACCGGACACUACACCGCCAUCCUCUCCGCGGAGGCGACCUCCGACAGCGAGGCCCCGCCCUCUCCCAGCAAGGUCAGAGGUCAGGCUCCGUCGUCUCCGGGCAGGGUCAAAGGCCAGCAGCGGAGGACCAGGCGACUGCGGCACCGGUCCAGCCUGGAGUCCGGCAAGGAGGUCAGCGUGUCGGGAAGUGGCGGGGGUGUCAUCGGGGCCGGCCAGCCGUACAGCAGGUCCAGUGCCACGGACAGCUACGACAG
Molecule: messenger RNA, 3079 nt
Organism: Aplysia californica (California sea hare)
Lineage: Eukaryota; Metazoa; Mollusca; Gastropoda; Aplysiida; Aplysiidae
Product: platelet binding protein GspB
Source: RefSeq, a predicted model, not a curated record